Molecule: messenger RNA, 237 nt
Organism: Linum trigynum
Lineage: Eukaryota; Viridiplantae; Streptophyta; Magnoliopsida; Malpighiales; Linaceae
Source: the annotation of a GenBank genome assembly
AUGAGAAGCUCGACUCACCGAGAAGGCUGGUUUUGGGAGAUUGAAGAGGAAGAAAUUCAGAGGCAGGGAGAGGCGUCCUUCUUACAGCAGCGGAAAAAAGAAAGGGUGGGUCAUUCUAAUAGUCUAAUCCUCACAGCGGCUCCCACCGUCUCUCCGUCCUCCACUCCCUUCACCUUGAUUCUCGCCUUCCCUCAAGCGCAGAUCCAGAACACCACAAAAGGGAAUCUGUGGCGGUGA